Molecule: messenger RNA, 519 nt
Organism: Medioppia subpectinata
Lineage: Eukaryota; Metazoa; Arthropoda; Arachnida; Sarcoptiformes; Oppiidae
Source: the annotation of a GenBank genome assembly
AUGAGAAACCAUUGCAAGUAUUUGUCCGUCACUUCCAGACACGCCGUCGACUCCAACGCUGGCAAAGACAUCGACGCCACGGAUCCGCUGAAAGACAAUGCGCUGAAAGACAGUGCCAUCAAAGGGACGCCAAAUGAGGGCCAGUCGUCGUCGAGACCGCUGUCUUCGUCGCCGAUAGAUAUCAGCGAUAAUUGUGUGAAACGAUUGAAGAAAGUGUUGGACAAAAAGGAGGAGAUGUUAAGAGUGGAAGUGCUUAGCGGCGGCUGUUCUGGUCUUGAGUAUCGCUUCCACGUGACGGACAAAACCACUGCUGAAGACAUUGUCUUCGAGAAGAAUGGCGUCAAAGUGGUGGUCGAUAACGAGUCGAUGCAAUACCUGAACGGAUCCACUAUUGAUUACAGCGAAGAGCUGAUCAAAAGCUCGUUCCGUGUUCUCAAUAAUCCUCAGUCACAACAGGGCUGCUCUUGUGGUCAGUCUUUUGCACUCAAAUUAGACAAUGGAUUCAAAUUCAAGACUUAA